AUGUCAAUUACUAAAGAAUUAGUUGUAAAUGCACUUGUAGCUGCAUUAACAUUAAAAUCUAGUCCAAAUGAAGCAGCUAGUAUUUUGUCAGCGGAAGACUACAAAAUUUUACAAAGUAUAACUAAAGCAAAGACUGUUAACGGUUUAAAAAGAGCUAUAAAUGAAUAUAUUUCUAAACAGAAAUGGGAGUUUAUAGACAAAAAGACAAAUAAGUCUAACGGUAUUAUUAAUGAAUCGAAAAAGGAUAGUGAAAGUUCUGAUUCAUCUCACAGUGAAGAUAAAACGUCUGCAAAGAAGUCUCAAGUUAACGUUAAGCCAACUGUAAAUAAGAGCAAUAGAGAAUCUUCAGAUAGUAGUAAAAAUGAGGAACAAUCAACAAAAUCUCUUACCAAAGAUACAUCUACUAAAGCUUCUGUCAAAGCAACACCAUCAAAAAGUAAGAAAGAAUCUUCUUCUGAGUCUUCAGAUAGUAGUGAGGAUGAAAAACCAGCAGCUAAAAAACCUCUAGUAAAAACUACUCCAGCUAAGAGUAAAAAAGAAUCUUCUUCUGAAUCUUCAGACAGUGAUGAGGAUGAAACAUCCGCUCAAAAGUCUCCAGUUAAGGCCGCACCAGCCAAAACUCCAGUCAAAGCGACACCAGCUAAGAGCAAGGGAGAAUCUUCAUCUGACUCUUCAGAAAGUGAUGAGGAUGAAAAACCAGCAGCUAAAAGCCCAACAAAGGCUACACCAGCUAAGACUCCAGUCAAAGCAACACCAGCUAAGAGUAAGAAAGAGUCUUCUUCUGAUUCUUCAGAUAGUGAUGAAGAUGAGAAACCAGCAGCAAAGGCUCCAGUUAAGGCUAUACCAGCCAAAACUCCAGUCAAAGCAACACCAGCUAAGAGUAAGAAAGAAUCUUCUUCUGAGUCUUCAGAUAGUAGUGAGGAUGAAAAACCAGCAGCUAAAAGCCCAACAAAGGUUACAUCAGCUAAAUCUCCAGUAAAAGCAGCACCUGCUAAGAGUAAAAAAGAGUCUUCUUCUGAAUCUUCAGAUAGUGACGAGGAUGAAACACCUGUUAAAAAGUCUCCAGUUAAGGUCACACCAGCCAAAACUCCAGUCAAAGCAACACCAGCUAAGAGUAAAAAAGAAUCUUCUUCUGAGUCUUCAGAUAGUGAUGAAGAUGAGAAACCAGCAGCAAAGGCUCCAGUUAAGGCUAUACCAGCCAAAACUCCAGUAAAAGCAACACCAGCUAAAAGUAAGAAGGAAUCUUCUUCUGAAUCAUCAGAUAGUGAAGAUGAAACAGCUGCUAAGAAACCUCCAGUUAAGGCUACACCAGCUAAGGUUCCUGUAAAAGCAACACCAGCUAAAAGUGGAAAAGAAACUUCUUCUGAGUCUUCAGAUAGUGAGGAGGAUGAGAAACCAGCAGCAAAGGCUGCAGUUAAAGCUACACCAGCCAAAACUCCAGUCAAAGUAACACCAGCUAAGAGUAAGAAAGAAUCUUCUUCUGAUUCUUCAGAUAGUGAUGAAGAUGAGAAACCAGCAGCAAAGGCUCCAGUUAAAGUUACACCAGCCAAAACUCCAGUCAAAGCAACACCAGCUAAGAGUAAGAAAGAAUCUUCCUCCGAGUCUUCAGAUAGUGAUGAAGAUGAGAAACCAGCAGCAAAGGCUGCAGUUAAAGCUACACCAGCCAAAACUCCAGUAAAAGCAGCACCUGUUAAGAGCAAAAAAGAGUCUUCUUCUGAAUCAUCAGAUAGUGACGAGGAUGAAACACCUGUUAAAAAGUCUCCAGUUAAGGUCACACCAGCCAAAACUUUAGUCAAAGCAACACCAGCUAAGAGUAAGGAAGAAUCUUCUUCUGAGUCUUCAGAUAGUGAUGAAGAUGAGAAACCAGCAGCAAAGGCUCCAGUUAAAGUUACACCAGCCAAAACUCCAGUUAAAGCAACACCAGCUAAGAGUAAGAAAGAAUCUUCUUCCGAGUCUUCAGAUAGUGAUGAAGAUGAGAAACCAGCAACAAAGGCUCCAGUUAAAGCUACACCAGCCAAAACUCCAGUAAAAGCAGCACCUGUUAAGAGUAAAAAAGAGUCUUCUUCUGAAUCUUCAGAUAGUGACGAGGAUGAAACACCUGUUAAAAAGUCUCCAGUUAAGGUCACACCAGCCAAAACUUUAGUCAAAGCAACACCAGCUAAGAGUAAGGAAGAAUCUUCUUCUGAGUCUUCAGAUAGUGAUGAGGAUGAGAAACCAGCAGCUAAAACUUUAACAAAAGCUACACCAGCUAAGACUCCAGUAAAAGCAACACCAGUUAAAAGUAAGAAGGAAUCUUCUUCUGAAUCAUCAGAUAGUGAAGAUGAUACAGCUGUUAAGAAAUCUCCAGUUAAGGCUACACCAGCUAAGGUUCCUGUGAAAGCAACACCAGCUAAAAGUGGAAAAGAAACUUCUUCUGAGUCUUCAGAUAGUGAUGAGGAUGAGAAACCAGCAGCAAAGGCUGCAGUUAAAGCUACACCAGCCAAAACUCCAGUUAAAGCAACACCAGCUAAGAGUAAGAAAGAAUCUUCUUCCGAGUCUUCAGAUAGUGAUGAAGAUGAGAAACCAGCAACAAAGGCUCCAGUUAAAGCUACACCAGCCAAAACUCCAGUAAAAGCAGCACCUGUUAAGAGCAAAAAAGAGUCUUCUUCUGAAUCUUCAGAUAGUGACGAGGAUGAAACACCUGUUAAAAAGUCUCCAGUUAAGGUCACACCAGCCAAAACUCCAGUCAAAGCAACACCAGCUAAGAGUAAAAAAGAAUCUUCUUCUGAGUCUUCAGAUAGUGAUGAUGAUGAAAAACCAGCAGCUAAAAGCCCAACAAAAGCUACACCAGCUAAGACUCCAGUUAAAGCAACACCAGCUAAGAGUAAGAAAGAAUCUUCUUCUGAAUCAUCAGAUAGUGAAGAUGAACCACCUAAAAAAAAGACUCCUACCAAUAAAGAAUCACCAGUCAAGGUUAGUUUAGAUGUUAAUCAUUUACAAAACGGGAAUAACUGUAAUGGAGGGCCACCAGCUAAAAAAGCAUUACUUUCAAAGGAUAAUGAAGAUGAUUCUGAAUCAUCAUCUGACUCUGAAGGUGGACCAAAAAAACCUUUGGUUGAAACAAAACGUGCACCUAAGAGAAAGAUAGAGGAUAAUCCAAAAACCUUAAAGAAAAGAACAAAGAAGUCAAGUGAAUGGGCUGAGGAUUCUGAAAGCAGCUCAUCAUCAGAUAACGAAGACAAUGUUAAUAACACUUCAAAGGAGGACUUAAAUACGACAAAACAAAAUGGUCACUUUAAACCGGGUUUCAACAGUGAUUCUGGUAAACGUCAGGCAAAUGAGCCAUUUAGAAGAGUCAAGACAACAGUAGACAGUAUUCCUCAAAAGUUUAGAGAUAAUUCUUUCAAAGCAGAUAAUGAUCCAUGGGGUGCUAAAGCUCACAAAGAUCUUGCUAAAACACAAGGAAAAAGUUUUAGACAUGAAAAAACUAAAAAAAAGAGAGGAAGCUACGGUGGUGGUAAAAUUUCUAUGGAGGUUAAUUCAAUAAAGUUUGACGACAGCGAUUAG
Messenger RNA from Strongyloides ratti, 3546 nucleotides. Its product is annotated as SRP40, C-terminal domain-containing protein. The record is from RefSeq and is a predicted model, not a curated record. Gene Ontology annotation, cellular component: nucleolus; nucleoplasm. NCBI's taxonomy places the organism in Eukaryota, Metazoa, Nematoda, Chromadorea, Rhabditida, Strongyloididae. Bases 1 to 3546 code for a protein of 1181 amino acids. The transcript has 2 exons.